Cladophialophora immunda is the source of this 926-nucleotide messenger RNA. RefSeq lists its product as uncharacterized. NCBI's taxonomy places the organism in Eukaryota, Fungi, Ascomycota, Eurotiomycetes, Chaetothyriales, Herpotrichiellaceae. The record is from RefSeq and is a predicted model, not a curated record. Gene Ontology annotation, cellular component: endoplasmic reticulum membrane; dolichol-phosphate-mannose synthase complex. Gene Ontology annotation, biological process: GPI anchor biosynthetic process. The transcript has 2 exons. Bases 124 to 426 code for a protein of 100 amino acids.
CCUAUCCAACAUUUGAUCGACUCCAGGUCAUUAUACGCGUGGAAAUCCAAGUCAAAGCCACUCAGAAUCUCCCCACGACCACCUCAGAACGAUUACUUGUGCGAAAUUAGUCGUUUUCCAACCAUGGGACGCGCUGCGCAAACGAUUUCCUUUGCAUUGUUGAUCUCCUCGGCAUACCUUUUACUCGCUCUCCCUCUCUUGACUGAGGAUUCGCCAGUGCCUUCCAUCCUACCAACCAAAAUCCAAGUGGAAAUCAUUCCAGUUCUCCCCUGCUGGGCUCUCGUGAGUCUCGGUGCAUAUCUACUGGGACGACUGGGACUGGGCGUCCUACGAUUCAACGAUACAAAGGAAGCUUAUACCGAACUCAUGGGGCAACUUGACGGGGCAAGAAAAAGUUUGGACGCGAGGAAAAUUCGGUGGGACUAAAAAUGUGAUACCAUCGCGAUUUUCACGAUAGAUUCACCUCUAAUGCAAUUCUUGCGCAUAUCAUCCUGCCCUCUACUCUAUAACGAAAGCCAAUGAUCACGGCAAGAGCUCAACUCAAUUGACGCCAUGGUUCUGGGCGAGUUGGUCGUGCUCGUCGAUAUCGGUGGCUUCCCAGGGAUAGCAUAUCCAUACAUCGGGAACGGUGACGGCCGCCAGAUACCGAUUCUCCUUGAGCAUGUCAUCUGGAAGGUGUCCUUUCUUCUCCUUGUCCUUGUUGUGCAGCACGAAGAUGGAGAAUCUUGUCUUUUCGGCUCUGCCUUGUUGUUGUCUGGCCAGUUCCACGUCCUUUUCCAACUCCUUGACUGCAUAUUCGAGUGUGGUGCGUGUGUCAUCCACCUCGUCGACGAUUAGGACAUUCUUGCCGAUCAGAUUCUUCAUCUCAAGUGAGGACAGAUCCAGCCAUUGUGUCCGUGUGACUUUUGUGCCAGGCGCUUCGACAG